Molecule: messenger RNA, 330 nt
Organism: Staurois parvus
Lineage: Eukaryota; Metazoa; Chordata; Amphibia; Anura; Ranidae
Source: the annotation of a GenBank genome assembly
GACUCCAAUCAACUGAAUGUCCCACAGGUGGACUCCAAUCAACUGAAUGUCCCACAGGUGGACUCCAAUCAACUGAAUGUCCCACGGGUGGACUCCAAUCAACUGAAUGUCCCACAGGUGGACUCCAAUCAACUGAACGUCCCACAGGUGGACUCCAAUCAACUGAAUGUCCCACAGGUGGACUCCAAUCAACUGAAUGUACCGCAGGUGGACUCCAAUCACCUGAAUGUCUCACAGGUGGACUCCAAUCAACUGAAUGUCCCACAGGUGGACUCCAAUCAACUGAAUGUACCCACAGGUGGACUCCAAUCAACUGAAUGUCCCACAGGU